AUGCUUUUCCAAGAGGUAUUCGCAAUUCAUUUGUUGAUUUUUUUCUGCCUACACGUAAUAAAAAUCGCGUCUUUAAACCCCGACGGCCUCGCCCUGCUCUCCCUGAAGUCCGCCAUGACCGCCGCCGCCGCCUUCCCCAACUGGAACGAAAACGACGCGUCCCCCUGCGGCUGGGCCGGGAUUUCGUGUGCAAACAUCUCCGGCUCGAGCGGCGCACGUGUCGUCGGGAUAUCCAUCGGCGGGAGGAACCUCCGUGGGUACAUCCCGUCGGAGCUCGGCAGCAUAUCUUAUCUCCGGCAGCUGAAUUUACACGGGAACAACUUACACGGCUUGAUUCCCCAUCAGCUGUUCAACGCUUCUUCACUGCACAGCAUUUUCCUCUACGGUAACAAUCUCUCCGGUUCUUUACCUCUCUCCCUCUGCACCUUACCCCACCUACAGAACAUCGACUUUUCCAAAAAUUCCCUCUCCGGCCAACUCCCCAAGUGCUUCACUAGCUGCAGUCAGCUACAGCGGCUGAAUCUUGCCGGAAACAAGUUUUCUGGCCAGGUUCCAGCCGGCAUUUUCCGGGAGCUUACGAGUUUACAGCACCUUGAUUUAUCCUCCAACGAUUUCAACGGCUCGAUCCCCGACGACAUGGGCGAGUUGAAAUCGUUGACAGGCACUCUGAAUUUGUCCUACAAUCACUUCGCCGGAAAAAUACCGAAAAUGCUCGGGGAGUUGCCAGUCACCGUCAGCUUCGACCUCCGGCACAACAAUUUGAGCGGUCAGAUUCCCCAGACGGGCUGUUUCUCCAAUCAGGGCCCGACUGCAUUCUUGGAAAACAAUGAUUUGUGCGGUUUUCCAUUACAAAAGUCUUGCAAGAGUUCCGACCCGUCAGGGUCUCGGUUUUACAAUCAACAAAAGGGGCUCAGACCGAGCCUGAUUAUACUGAUAUCCAUGGCUAAUGCAUUAGGGAUAGCGUUUAUAGGACUCAUAAUCAUUUACAUUUACUGUAAACAGAAGGACUCAAACGGGUGCACCUGUACAAAGAAAGUAAAGCUUGGAGGGAGUGAAAAAACGAACCUUUUCGCAUUUCCUUGCGUGAAUGGACUUCCGAGCAACGACUCCGAAAUCGAGUCUGAAAUAGAUGGCGGUGGGGAAGGUGAGUUGGUGGCUAUCGAUAAAGGCUUUCAUUGCGAGAUAGACGAGCUUUUGAGAGCCUCUGCCUACGUGCUCGGAAAAAGUCGUUUGGGCAUAGUUUAUAAAGUCGUGCUCGGAAAUGGAAUUCCUGUAGCGGUUAGGAGGUUAGGGGAAGGUGGGGAACAAAGGUAUAAGGAGUUUGUAGCUGAGGUUCGGGAGAUUGGGAAAAUAAAGCACCCGAAUGUUGUGAAGCUGAGGGCGUACUAUUGGGCCCCAAACGAGAAGCUUCUCAUAAGUGAUUUUAUUUCUGACGGCAGCUUGGCUUCUGCAUUUCGCGGCAAGCCGAACCAACCCAACUCCACCUUGUCGUGGAAGGCCCGUCUCAAGAUCGCCAAAUGCACGGCCCGCGGGCUGGCCCACCUCCACGACUGCAGCCCGCGCAAAUUUGUCCACGGCAACAUAAAGCCUUCCAACAUCCUCCUCGACAACGAUCUCCUGCCAAAAAUCUCCGACUUUGGCCUCAGCCGCCUCAUCGCCAUCACCGGACACAACCCUUCCUCCGGCGGGACCUUCCCAUACCUCAACCCACCGCAGCCCGAAAGGGCCAUAAGCUAUUGGGCCCCCGAGGCCCGGGCCCAAAAGGCCCGACCCACUCAGAAAUGGGACGUCUACUCAUUCGGGAUCGUCUUGCUGGAGCUGCUGACCGGAAAGUCCCCAGAGCUUUCUCUUCCGGCGAGCUCGAGCUUGACCUCGGCCGAAAUUCCAAAUAUCGUACGGUGGGUGAGGAGAGGGUUCGACGAGGAGACUCCGCUUUCGGACAUGGUGGAUCCCAUCUUGCUGCAAGAGAUACGCGCCAAGAAAGAGGUUUUGGUGGCGUUUUCUGUUGCGCUCGCUUGCACGGAGACGGACCCUGAGGCUCGACCGAGGAUGAAGACGGUGUGCGAAAAUCUCGACAAGAUUGGAAGUUGA
Striga hermonthica is the source of this 2091-nucleotide messenger RNA. The record is from the annotation of a GenBank genome assembly. Lineage: Eukaryota; Viridiplantae; Streptophyta; Magnoliopsida; Lamiales; Orobanchaceae.